This is a messenger RNA of Lachancea nothofagi CBS 11611, 2343 nucleotides long. The record is from the annotation of a GenBank genome assembly. Lineage: Eukaryota; Fungi; Ascomycota; Saccharomycetes; Saccharomycetales; Saccharomycetaceae.
AUGACAUCUCCUACUUCCAAGAAGACUGUACGAUUGGCCUCAUUGCUCAAUGGUUCACAAUCACGAAAGGAGGAAAACGCUCAGAAGAUUCAGCCGGACGUUUCUGCGGACGAUUUUUUAGACAGUAUAGAAGAGACCACCAUUAUAGACUCUGAUCACCAUUGGAUCACGAGCGGUUCGUCACCUUUGAAAAUGGUUUCAGAGGACAAUUCAGUCAACUAUCAAAAUACGAAGAGCAGUGAUUGUGAAAUUGUGCAAGAAGUACAAGUUCCCAAAGUGUCACUAAAGCAGCUUUUGACAGGCAACGUCAACUCCAGCAAAGCCAAAAAGUCUGCUAGUGAUGUGGCCUCUGAAGAAAUAGAGGUUGUACACGCCAACGACCCUGAGAAGAAUCGGGAAACACACGAUCGAAUCAUGUCAGCGUUAGGCAGUGCCAAGAAAACCUCGGUCAAGGACCUAUUUAACAAUUUUCAGAAGCGACCACGAUAUGUAGAAGAGCGCGGGCCGGGCUCGGAUAACGAGGUGGGUGAACUUGUGAAGCGAAUGCAUGAAGUCUCCACGCUUGAGGUACUAGAAACCCCUUUGCCGCACAUCCAGAGCAUCACAGAUUCAGAGGAUAAGGUGCUGCAUCGACACUUGGGCCUAAAAAGAAAAACAACACGUUCAACUCCAAGACUGAACUUUCCUCCAGAUCAAUAUCGUUCCCUUACCCAAUUGACGCAAGAACCACAAAGCAAAACAGUGAUAUUACAACAAAAUAACAAGACAGUAAAUGACACAAUUUGGACCAAUGAAUUCGAACCGGAGAAGCCUGAAAACGUCAUUUUGGAGGAUGGCCUUAAACGCCAGGUAGAAUCGUGGUUCGCAAAAGCUUUUGAAAAACUGCGAAGAAGGACCACCAGGGAAAAGCUACUCAAAAAAAAGGUAGAUUCUGGAGAAAUGGAUUGGUUUGUUGUCGAUGACGAGAUUGACGACACAAAGGAUCAAUUGGAAGAAUUUGUUCCUCUGAUGAUUUUGUUUGGCGAAGCAGUGGGGAAAAAUACACUCGUGAAGACCAUAAUGAAUGGCUUGUGUGGUCAAAUUUUCGAGAUCAAUAGUUCGGGAAACAGAAGUAAGAAAGAUUUCAUAGACAGCGUUUUGGAUUUUUCCACAACACACUACGUCAAGGACAAGGGAUCUAAAGGUAUAAUUUUGUUUGAUGAUGCAGAUGUAUUAUUUCGAGAGCGUGAUAAGUUGUUUUGGAUCACCGUAGAGAGGCUUUUAGUGACAUCACGAAGGCCAGUGGUUUUGAUAUGCCGAGAUAUUAACUUUAUUCCUUUCAACAUCAUCCAAGUGGCGGAGGAGGAAAAUUCGCUUUUUCAUGCCCAAUGUAUCGAUAUACCCAAGGCGGUGUCGCAAUUAGAAAACUUCCUUGAGUCUAAAAAAGUAAACUUUGUUCCUGGGAUGGUUAGUAAAUUGUUAAAAGAUAAUGAUAACGACGUAAGAAAGUGCCUACUAGCAUUACAGUGGAGAUCAGUCAAUAACAACGAGCCAUCGGGAAAUCGACCAACAGUUUCACGUAAAUUUCAGACUGAAGCAAACUUACAGACAAUGGCGUUCGGUACAGGACUCUUAUCCGCGGCAGACAUAGUCCACAAUAGCAUCAGAUGGAAAUCAAGUAUCCGGCAGGACAAAGACCACACCUUCAAUUACGUGUUUCACUCGAAGGAGUUCACGGCACUUUCUGAUGAACAAAGACUUGCAUUCGACUAUAUGGUCGACUAUAAACAACAUUUGCAUGACUGCCUAAAAACCCCACGGUUGCAAUUUGAAACGAGUGUAGCUCAUUAUCUGAUGAGCACAAUAUGUGACGCACACUCCCAAGUGGACAAUGAUGUGAAGCCAUAUGUUGAGAAGGCUACUCAAGAAACAGCAAAUUAUCUAAGCAGCCGCGUGCCAGAUAAAAUCUCUCUUAACAGCGACCAAUAUGCAUCAGCCCGCAUGACUAGAAACUCUCGUAAGGUGAAAGAAAUCUUGGAUCGAUUUUCGAAAAACAACGUCGAAGAUUUGUCACCCUUUGACGAAGUUUUCAUGUGUCUAACCUCGGUCAUGACAAGGCACCAAAUAACCCAAGAAGUUAUUCCUUUCGUUUGUGAGGUGGCCAAGCAUGAUAGACUGCUGAAAAAGAGAAACAAACAAAUUUUUGAAAAUGCAAUGAAUGACGCUGAUCCAGGGAGUGGCAGUGAUGUAGUAAAAACACUACUACAAAAUCAUGCUUUUCACCCAAUAUGGUUUAAUGGCGAACCUGAUUUUCUACUAAACGCGUGGGGGUGCCAUAUGGACAUUAGUCAAAGUAAUGAAUGA